AAUUCGACAAAAUGGAGCUCACAAAAAUGUAAACAAAGAUUCACAAUAAAGUUGUACCUGAUGUACAUGUAGUAACUUCAUGGCAUGGUUUUGUGAGAACGUAAUCAGUAAGAUACGUAUCCUAAUUCUGUAAGAAGGAUGACAGCAUCCUAACUCUGCUCCAAGUAUGACAGUAUCCUAAUUCUGUAAGAAGGAUGACAGCAUCCUAACUCUGCUUCAAGUAUGACAGUAUCCUAAUUCUGCUUGAAGAAUAACAGCAUCCUAACUCUGUUUGAAGAAUAACAGCAUCCUAAUUCUGCUUUAAGUAUGACAGUAUCCUAAUUCUGCUUGAAGAAUAACAGCAUCCUAACUCUGCUUCAAGUAUGACAGUAUCCUAAUUCUGUUUGAAGAAUAACAGCAUCCUAACUCUGCUUCAAGUAUGACAGUAUCCUAAUUCUGUUUGAAGAAUAACAGCAUCCUAAUUCUGUUUGAAGAAUAACAGCAUCCUAACUCUGCUUCAAGUAUGACAGUAUCCUAAUUCUGCUUGAAGAAUAACAGCAUCCUAAUUCUGCUUCAAGUAUGACAGUAUCCUAAUUCUGCUUGAAGAAUAACAGCACCCUAACUCUGUUUGAAGAAUAAUAGCAUCCUAAUUCUGCUUGAAGAAUAACAGCAUCCUAACUCUGCUUCAAGUAUGACAGUAUCCUAAUUCUGCUUGAAGAAUAACAGCACCCUAACUCUGUUUGAAGAAAAAUAGCAUCCUAAUUCUGCUUGAAGAAUAACAGCAUCUUAACUCUGCUUGAAGAAUAAUAGCAUCCUAAUUCUGCUUGAAGAAUAACAGCAUCUUAACUCUGCUUGAAGAAUAACAGCAUCCUAACUCUGUUUGAAGAAUAACAGCUUCCUAACUCUUUUUGAAGAAUAACAGCGUCCUAAAUCUGUUUGAAGAAUAACAGCAUCCUAUUCCUAACUACGUUUGAAGAAUAAGAGAACCUUAACUCUUCUUGUAUAACAGCAUCCUAAUUCUGGUUAAAGAAUGGCAGCAUCCUAACUCUAUUUGAAGAAUGACAUCAUCCUAACUCUAAUUGAAGAAUAACAGCAUCAUAACGUGGAGCAUUAACAAUGAGUCUUGAAGAAUUAUGGCCGAAGUUGGAAGUAAAUACCCCAACCAGUGUCAACAUUCCAUUUUACGUUUCUAAGAUUGAGGCGUAUUUGGCAGAUCCAGUGAGUUGCAGGACAUGGAAAAUAAAACUGGCAAGAAAAGGAUGGAAGAUGGAGUACAUAUUCCUUCACGAUCUCAUCAUGUACACAGCAGAGGGAAAACAGAUUCGAAUGCUGGAACAUCCCUCUUUGCAAAUAGUACAUAAUGGAACUCUACAGGAAGGGAAUAUUAUUAUUGCAACAUCCAUCAUUAAAAUCAAGAUGCCUGCUUAUGAUGCAGAACUUUUCUACAUUGUCCUGAAAGACUGGAUUUCUCAUCCCAACCCGACGCAG
Messenger RNA from Eurytemora carolleeae, 1467 nucleotides. RefSeq lists its product as uncharacterized. The record is from RefSeq and is a predicted model, not a curated record. Lineage: Eukaryota; Metazoa; Arthropoda; Copepoda; Calanoida; Temoridae.